Molecule: messenger RNA, 2031 nt
Organism: Aspergillus thermomutatus
Lineage: Eukaryota; Fungi; Ascomycota; Eurotiomycetes; Eurotiales; Aspergillaceae
Exons: 7
Coding region: 1-2031 (676 amino acids)
Biological process (GO): regulation of DNA-templated transcription; peptidyl-serine phosphorylation; signal transduction
Cellular component (GO): cytoplasm; nucleus
Molecular function (GO): ATP binding; protein serine/threonine kinase activity; DNA-binding transcription factor activity
Source: RefSeq, a predicted model, not a curated record
AUGACGACCAUGGAUUUGCGAGUCGGUAAUAAAUACCGCAUCGGCCGUAAGAUCGGAAGUGGUAGUUUUGGUGACAUCUAUCUCGGUACCAACAUCAUCUCCGGCGAGGAAAUCGCCAUCAAGCUCGAGAGUGUCAAGGCCAAGCACCCCCAACUUGAAUAUGAAGCUCGGGUCUACAAAUCGCUCGCUGGUGGUGUUGGAAUCCCGUUUGUCCGCUGGUUCGGUACCGAAUGCGACUACAACGCCAUGGUCAUUGACCUCUUGGGUCCCAGUUUGGAGGACCUCUUCAACUUCUGCAACCGCAAGUUCUCCCUGAAGACUGUGCUUCUCCUGGCAGAUCAACUCAUUUCCCGUAUCGAAUACAUCCACGCCAAGUCCUUUAUCCAUCGUGAUAUCAAGCCCGACAACUUCCUGAUGGGUAUCGGCAAGCGUGGAAACCAAGUCAAUGUGAUUGAUUUUGGUCUUGCCAAGAAGUACCGUGAUCCCAAGACGCACUUCCACAUCCCGUACCGCGAGAACAAGAACCUUACCGGAACGGCCCGUUAUGCUAGUAUCAACACUCACCUUGGGGUUGAACAGUCUCGUCGUGAUGAUAUGGAAUCUCUUGGGUACGUCAUGCUCUACUUCUGCCGUGGCACUCUCCCUUGGCAGGGAUUGAAGGCGGCCACCAAGAAGCAAAAGUACGACCGUAUCAUGGAAAAGAAGAUGACCACUCCAACCGAGGUCCUCUGCCGUGGAUUCCCCAACGAGUUCUCCAUCUACUUGAACUACACUCGCUCCUUGCGUUUUGAUGACAAGCCAGACUACUCCUACCUCCGCAAGAUCUUCCGCGACCUGUUCGUCCGCGAAUCCUACCAAUAUGAUUACGUUUUCGACUGGACCGUCUACAAGUACCAGAAGAACGCUGCCAUGAUUGCGGACGCUACCAAUAACAAGAAGGACAAGGAGGCUGAAGGUCGCCAGAAUGCAGCUGCAGCUCAGGUCCCCAUGGCUACCCCUGCUACUGCUGCCAAGCCUGGUGCUAUCUCCAGCCAGCGUCGCAAGGUCAUCGAUCACAACACGCUCAACAACACCCCCGACACCAACCGUGCUAUGGGAGGGAGUGACAGGAUGCUGCGCUCUGCUUCCAAGGUUGCUGCUUCAGGUGCUUAUGGGCCUGCCGGUAGCCGCCCGAAGCGGGACGAUGGGUACGGUGCUCAGUGCUUCCUGCAUGCCAACAACCUACACCAACUUCGAAGCCCGGGACCUCCUGUCAUCACGAAUUAUCAUUCAUUUGAUCCCUCCUUUCGCAUUCAGAACCCCGCCGCCCCUUCAUCUUUCGUCCCGCCACCACACUCUCCACCAGAAUCCUUCUCCAAACACUCGGUUUCGAGCAAUGAUUUUCCCAACAGCCAUGCGGAGCCCGGAUCCAUCGAAGGCGGCGAUGACCAACCCCAGCAUCGGAGCAGCAGCGAGGAAAAGGACAACCUGACUCCAGCGCAAAGUAAGCGCAAGGCACAGAACCGAGCUGCUCAGCGAGCGUUUCGCGAACGAAAGGAGCGUCAUGUCCGCGAACUGGAAGAGAAAGUCAGCACCCUGGAGCAAGAAUCCACCACCCUAGCCGCAGACAACGAACGGCUGAAGCGGGAGCUGGCCAAGUACGCAACGGAGAAUGAGGUUCUACGGGCUACAUCGGGCCAAUUGGCGAGUUCGCAGGCCCAUCAUCUGGACUCGGAGCCAACCGUCACAGGACCGAUGAAGUACACCCCUACUGACUUUUACACGAAUCUUGUACCGAAGGGGGAGCCUGCGCCUACCCAUCGGGUGACGAUCUGCGAGGAGACGGGGGAGAGGCUCCUCGAUGCCGGGGCGACCUGGGAUCUUAUCCAGGGGCAUGAGCUUUACAAGCGGGGUCUGGUUGAUAUCGGGGAUGUCUCUAAUCGAUUGAAGGGGAUGGCUCAGUGUAACGGGCAGGGUCCGGCGUUCAGGGAAGGCCAGGUGCUCCGGGCCAUUGAGGCGAGCGCUGCGGCUGGCCAUGAUGAAUUGAUAUGA